AUGCUGAGUAAAGUUGCAGAGAGGGGUGCUCAGAGUGCUAUCAAAUCGUUGCCUUCUGGUGUGUUUGGUACUCUACAGGGGACAGGCUUUGAAGCGGAUGUCACCAAGAUCAAUAUGGGAGAAGCAGCUGGGGUUGUUGGAGUGAAUAACCAUGAACAUGUGGAUGGUGAAGAUAACAACAACGAUAAAGUUGAGAGCAAAACUGAUGACAAAUUGCAGCCAAUGGAACAUGAUGACGUGGUGUACACACCUUUACAAAGUCCAGGCCCGUUUCUGGCUCCUAGUACCGGUGACAUAAAGCUGGAGCCACUAAGCCUUGGUCAGUUGAGUAGCACCAGCGAUGCGAAUUUACUCACUGGAUUCUCCAGUGCCUUGGUGGCUUUGGCUUUGAUGCAAAUCAGCACAUCCACAUUCAAUAAGGUUACUCCAUCCAUUACAGAGUAUACAAACUCUUCCAAAUUGUCACCACAAGUUCUAGAAUACCAGGAUUUAUCACCUUCAUCGAAAAGGGAAUUCUCUAGAAGAAAGAUAAUAGAAGAGAUCUUAGAGACGGAGGAGAGCUACAUAAGCUCCUUGAGAAUCCUUUCAGGGUUUUACCUUGCAAUGCUCAUAGAAAAAGGAAACAAUGGGGUUCCCUUGAGAUUGAUUCAUGAUUACGCUGACAUUUUGAUACAAUCGCAUGAAAGUUUCCGAGACCAACUACAACACUUGUACUCAUUGUCAUCGAGAAAUUCAUUCAUCGACUACUUUCCCAGUAUAAGUGAAGAAUUUGAUUCAAAGACAAAGAGCCUAUGCUCUCGCAGCUCACCAAUGAUGGCUGCUUUAGUUGCAGAAUUGAUAAGCAAGAGACUGAUAUCAGUUUAUAUCUACCAGGAGUACAAUAGCAUUUACGAUUUAGUCUUGAAGUUGAUGCAAUCGAAAGAGGAUGAUCCCGACAUUGGGAAAACCUUGACAAUGGGCUAUCAAAACUUCUUGGAAACAUCUGGAACCAUUGGAAUGAGAAUGGACUUAUCAUUUGUAUCUUUGAUAUCUAAACCAAUUUCAAGAAUUUCCAAGUACAAGUUAUUCUUGGAAACGUUGAAAAAGAUGACACCUAUUGAAGAUGACCAGAUGGCUCACAGAUCUAUCCAGGAUAGCAUUAUUCAAACAGAAUACUGUCUUAUGGAGGUCAAUCGAUAUGGAUUGCAAGAGAAGAACAUGGCAAAGAAAUUGUUUGAAAGUUUGGUAUUCCCUUCGAAUUUGCUUCAAUUCCCAGUGGAGUACUUGGGGUUCCCAGUGUUAAAAGGUGCAUUGUACAGUGCCUGGGUAGGGAAGGAUUCCCAAAUUCAGUGCCAGUUACUCGGUGUUUUCCUAUUUAAGACACAUUUAAUAUUGGCCAAUGUUGUUAGGCCAAGUAGAUACGAAGUCAAAUUCUUGAUACCACUAUCGGUUUCGAAGAUUGUCGAAUCAAACGAUGCUCAUGGUGGGAUUCAUACAAAUUAUGAAUACUGUUUCAAGCUCGUGUUUGAGCAUAAGUAUCAGUUGUUUGAGUUACUCUUACUAUCCACAGAUUCUCACGAGUCAACUGUUUGGAGGGAAAAGUUACAUAUCAUGACUGACUUCAUCAAUGGACCUUAUCAAUUUGAUUAUUCCUCAUCAAAGUUCAACGAAGAGCAAGGGACACAUUCGUCCUGUAUAAUCCCAUCUCCAUUUCGUGCUUUCGAUACUAAGCUUGAUAAGGUUAUGAGGCCAUUCAUAACGACAACAUCAACUGGCUCAAUAAGAAGACAUCUUCAUCGCCGGUAUUUAGAAUCAGAUUAUAGUAACAUUGGAGCCAAUGACAAUUGCUACUUCUGUCAGGUAUUUCCAAUUGAUGUUGAGCUCAUAUGUGAUGCAGUUAUUGACAAUGCACUGAAUUAUGCCAGUAAUAACUAUCCAAAAAGUCCACAUAAACCUCCAGUUAUACAUCUCAAGGACCUGGAUAAAUCAAGGAUUGAGAAUCAAUUGGAGGAUAUCUGGAGCGAUGAGUUGGACCAAGAGAUCAACAGCUAG
Williopsis jadinii is the source of this 2031-nucleotide messenger RNA. RefSeq names its product Dbl homology domain-containing protein. Gene Ontology annotation, cellular component: cytoplasm. The transcript has 2 exons. Gene Ontology annotation, biological process: regulation of GTPase activity. The record is from RefSeq and is a predicted model, not a curated record. NCBI's taxonomy places the organism in Eukaryota, Fungi, Ascomycota, Saccharomycetes, Phaffomycetales, Wickerhamomycetaceae. Gene Ontology annotation, molecular function: guanyl-nucleotide exchange factor activity. Bases 1 to 2031 code for a protein of 676 amino acids.